AUGCUGUCACGCAAUUCACGUCCUGUCACACUUGCUCUCCUCGAAGUUUAUGGCCAGCGGAUGCUGACUCGCACUCUCCCUGCUACCCGUCGCUUGACUUUCCUUUAUCCCGCUGUCGUUCGUGCAUACACCAAGUCGAUUCAGAAUCAAGCUAUCAUCGAUCUCUUGAGAAAGCACAAGGAGCAAGAAGAAAAAAAUACUGCCCCCAACUCCUUCAAGAUUAAUGCUUUUGUAAAUGCUAUCAAGGUUAUUUCCAAUCUUGACUAUCCCAUUCAUUCUGGGAAGCAAGUAUCAGCUAUUCAUGGUAUUGGGGCCGGUAUCGCUAAUAGAAUAAAUGACUUCCUUAUUGAGGAGGGUCACCUAAACGACCAGAAGGAGGCUCUGCAAACGAGGGCCCUGUCUGAAUUGCUAAGAAUUCCAGGAAUUGGACGUAUCAAAGCGAAGGCUCUGGUAGACGCAGGAUGCAUGGGAAUAGCAGACCUUGUCGCCCAAAAAUACACACAUCUUUUAUCGCCAACCCAACUCAUUGGCAUCAAGUACAUGAAACAUCUUGAACGGCCUGUGCGGCGCGAAGAAGCAGACCAAGUCAUUGAUUUCCUUCGGGAAAAUCUAUGCCCAAAAUAUGAGAUCAUUGUCGUAGGCGACCACCGACGAGGCGCCUCCACGUCUUUAGAAAUCAGUGUCAUCUUGCUACAUCCAGAUGUUGUUCACGUCCCGAUGCCCACGGAACCUCCUCCCAACCCUACGACUUCACCAAAGAAAAAAACCCCACUCAAGAAAGUAUCACAAAUUAAAACAAACCUCACCGCGAAAGCUCGCAAGUCGUGCCCUUUGCAUAGCAACAUUCUUCCCCUUCUGAAAGAGCGGGGCCUGAUCGCUGAAACCCUCGGCGCAAACGUCGGAAUGUGGCAGGGCAUCGUUCGUCUUCCUGGUCCAGAAGAUCAGCGAGGUACUCGAACGGAACGACUUGCAGCAAUUGCAGAUACAGAAGGUCAAUACCGACGCAUGGUUAUCCAUCUCAUACCUCAGAAGUCACGAGCAACCGCUCUGCUAGCACUGACUGGGGAUGGCGAAUUCAAUCGGGACAUUCGCUCGAGGGCCAGUCAGUUGGGAAUGCUUUUGAACCUGCACGGAUUGUGGAAGUGGUACCCCAAUGGCCAAGUGACUGCAGAAUCUCAGGAGUUGAAUGCUAUUGAAGAGAAUCAUUCCGUCAUGGGGUUUUGGGGACUCUUAAAAGUUUCAACGGAGGAAGACAUCUUCCCGGAAUUGGGACUGGAUUACAUCGACCCGCACAAAAGGAACUUUGAGUUCAUCAUGAAGCCGCAGAGUAGCAAGAGGUAA
This is a messenger RNA of Laccaria bicolor S238N-H82, 1341 nucleotides long. RefSeq lists its product as uncharacterized. Bases 1 to 1341 code for a protein of 446 amino acids. Gene Ontology annotation, cellular component: nucleus. The record is from RefSeq and is a predicted model, not a curated record. Gene Ontology annotation, molecular function: DNA-directed DNA polymerase activity; DNA binding. The transcript is spliced from 8 exons. Gene Ontology annotation, biological process: double-strand break repair via nonhomologous end joining. Lineage: Eukaryota; Fungi; Basidiomycota; Agaricomycetes; Agaricales; Hydnangiaceae.